Salvelinus fontinalis (brook trout) is the source of this 8834-nucleotide messenger RNA. Its product is annotated as la-related protein 4B-like. Lineage: Eukaryota; Metazoa; Chordata; Actinopteri; Salmoniformes; Salmonidae. The record is from RefSeq and is a predicted model, not a curated record. Gene Ontology annotation, biological process: positive regulation of translation. Gene Ontology annotation, cellular component: cytoplasmic stress granule; cytosol. The transcript is spliced from 17 exons. Gene Ontology annotation, molecular function: mRNA 3'-UTR binding. The coding region runs from base 577 to 2856 and encodes 759 amino acids.
UGUGACAGCUUUGGCUUUGCGUUCGAUGGUGUCUGAACUACUCCCAAAGGGAAGGGAAACUGCAAUUUCUUCAUUCCCCACUGGUAUAUCGUUGAUCCAGCUAGCAAGCGAACGCUUCAAGUUAAAUCCAGUAUUUUAAGAGUUCUGGGUUGAUGUUCCAUAUCCACUUUCCCACUCGAAGAACCGCCGUUCGAUACAUUUCGAAGAAUAAUAUUAUCUUAGUCCGACUGAACAAAACAAGUUGAAGUGCAAAGUUAAUAGUUACAUUUCUGUUGAUUUGCUAGCUUGCAUUGCUAGGGAAAGCUAAGGUUAGCUACGAUAUUUAGUUUUCUCAGAUUUAAAAGGGCGGGUAUUAUUUUUAGCCAUCAACAGUUUGUUAUUGCUCAUUCGAAGACGCCGGCUAAUUAGUUAAUCAUAGCUAACUCGUAACUAGCUGCUUUAAUACUGUGCGUAUUCAUCCUGGAAGCCAGUUCAAGGCCUUGCUUACCACCAGUCUGCAUCGCCGUGCAGUGAGAGCUGAAAGCUUACUUGGUGACAAAGAGACUUCUCCCUGAGGAGCCAAGAAGUAGACGGCUCAUGACUUCUGACCAGGAUACAAAAGUUGUAGCUGAACCACAGGUGCAGCAAGUACAAGAACCAAAAGAGAGCUCUCAUCUGGAAUCUGCCAAGGUUUCUGACCUGAACCCCAAUGCGAAAGCAUGGGCCAAUCACAUGCUUAACCUGGACACCACCACUGGGACUGCGGAUACACCUGCUUUCCAGCCAUGGAAGGACGGCUGUGUUAGCAGCUCCGCUGACCCUGGGCCAGAAGGCUGUGAAGCCAGCGAAGACGACGUGUUUGAAGGGACCCUACUAGCUGACCCAGAUGAGCCGGUGGCGGUGUUACUGGCAGAGCCAGCUCCCAUGGCUGCCACUGUCACCCUGGAGGGCUCCGACCCUGCUGAAUACCCAGAGUCUGGCCAGGAGGAAACUCGCACAGGCAGUGAGACCCAGCAGGAGAGCCCUCAGGAGGACCUCCGGGAACACCUGAAGAAGACCCUGGAGUUCUGUCUUUCCCGAGAGAAUCUGUCCAGCGACAUGUAUCUUAUCUCUCAGAUGGAUAGUGACCAAUAUGUGCCAAUCGUGACGGUAGCUAACCUGGACCACGUCAAGAAACUCAGCACGGAUGUGGAGUUGAUUGUCGAUAUCCUACGGUCUCUGCCGUUGGUCCAGGUGGAUGAGAAGGGGGAGAAGGUGAGACCCAACCAGAACCGCUGCAUUGUCAUCCUCAGAGAGGUCCCUGAGAGCACUCCCAUAGAGGAGGUCGAGGCUCUUUUUAAAGGAGAGAACUUACCUAAAUUCAUCAAUUCUGAGUUUGCCUACAACGACAACUGGUUCAUCACCUUUGAAUCGGAAGCAGAUGCACAACAGGCAUAUCAGUAUCUUCGUGAAGAAGUGAAAACCUUCCAAGGGAAGCCUAUUAAGGCACGGAUUAAGGCGAAGGCAAUCGCUAUCAACACUUUUAUGCCAAAGAAUGGCUACCGCCCGGUGGAGGUUCACCCUUACGCUCAGCAGCAACAACGUUACACCUCCUACUACAUACCUCCAGUGUACAGCCCUCAGCAGCAGUUCCCCCUCUACAGCCUCAUCACUCCACAGGCCUGGCCAGCCACCCACAGCUUCAUAGACCCUUCGCUGGUUACCCAAUUUCACAACACUCAAUUUAUCAAUGGAUUUACAACAUCCCAUAGUUUUAAACCAGCGACGUCUCCUCUUGCUGGUGUUAGGCACUACUCUCCCAGGAACAGGAAUCACACUCACAGUAAACCUCACCUGAGGCCCACAAUACCCAACAUGGAUCAGCGCGGCACAGGGCUCCUGGACAGCCCCACCAUCUUCAACUUCCCCACGGAGCGAAUUCUGAACGGGGUACCGCGGGGUUCCCCCCAAAUGACGCGCCUCCCGAGCCAGAAUAGAACCAGGUUACCCCCCUCCACCAUGACCUACCCCAGGAGAGACAUCAGUACAGGUCGUGUAGAGCCCGUCAGCACUGACUACUCACUGGGCAUGGGCCGGGGAAGGAAAAAGAGGGACGACAACAAGUUUACAAGAAUGGCUACCCAGUCGCCACCCCCUCCUCAGAAGCCCCCGUCCCCCAGUUUUGAGCUGGGGCUCUCCAGCUUCCCGCCUCUGCCUGGGGCCGCAGGCCACCUCAAAACCCCUGAUGACAUGUUUGAGAACAGACUGGCCAGCAUGGUAUUAGGAGCCACAGAGGACAGGAAUGUAAGCGUUGAUGCCAGCUCUGCAGGUGCCCUCCCCUCAGGAGGACCCAAGGAGCCACUAAGGACGGUCACUUCUCCACAGCCCCCGAACCUCCAGCCCACUGCUCCCCUGAACCCAGGACCAGCCUCUGGCCCUGUCCGUGUUUCCUCCAAACCUGCAGAGGAAGUGAAGGUUCUGGAGGUCAAUCAGGAGACUCAGGUCUCUAUGGAGCGCAUCACUACUGCUCUGUACACCGCUAGCAAAUCUGUUCAAGUCAAUGGUACUGCUACAGAACUGCGAAAGCCCUCUUACGCUGAGAUCUGCCAGAGGAUUAAAGACCACGCUCCGAUACUACAGGCCCCUAAAGAGGCCAAACCAGCCAGCAGCGCUGCCUCCGCAGGAGAGGAGAAGAAGUGCACUGACGCAGCCCCAGGGGACAGGGGUGAGCCAAAGGUCACCCGAGAGACAUACCCAUGCUCCUCCAAGUCUGCCACCCUCGGCAGACCCCGAGAGGUCCGGAGACCGACCGGCCGGUGGACUUCACCACCCCCCCACCACCCAGGGAAGGGUGCCAGCAGCAAAGAUCUCAACACUCCCCCAAAGUCCCCGCAGUAACCCCCCCCCACUGCAAUCAAGUCAAUUUCAAAACAAAAAUGUGAGAGUGAAAGAAAUCUGAAAAAGUCAGGGCUAUUCAAAUACAACCUAUUCCAAAAUCACCAGUCAUUCAUAGCAUAGAGAGGAUGCCUUUCUGGAUCAGGGCUUUCAGACAAUAGCACUUUAGUGUGCAUAUAGAGCACCGUUAAUCAUUUUUACUUAUUUAUUUUUGGAGGGUUUCUUUUUUUUAACAUUUUUGUUAAUCUGAACAGGUACUCCUGUUCAGAUUAGUGGGAUAAAUUCAUAUGUCCAAAGUAUUGUGAGGUCAUCAGUGGAAGCCAACAACGGGUGAAUGAAAGGAAGCAGAUGAGGAACAGAGUAGCUGUUGCCAUGUCAUUUGUUGUGACUGUGAGGGGGUGUCUGUAUGUCUUGUAUGCAGUCCUGUUAAGUGGUGAUGUGAUUUCAUUGCAUGGUGUGACGAUCACCAUAUCAGUCAGACAAGAUGGCUGUGCCCCAAAUGGUUAUCUAUGUAGUGCACUACUUUCGAUCAAAAGUAGUGCACUACAUAUGGAAUAAGGUACCAUUAGGGACUUAACUAUGAUGUGUUUUACAUAUUUGUGUUCAUAUUCAAGGUCAACUAGUCCAGGCUCAUUUUACGGACUUAACUAAAAUCCUCAGAAGAUGACUUACUUUCUGAGGGACUUCACCACCGGUGUCAUUUAUCAAAACUAGAUUACCUUUUUGCCAACACGGAACACUUUAUCUCGUUAGAACACCAGCAUUUGAGGAGAAUACAUUUAUUUGCAUACUGGUUUUGAUCGUUGGUACAAGUACUACUUGUUGCGUGCUGGUGGUUUUGAGAGCGCCUUAGACUUUCUUUAUCUGGUAUUUCUUGUGGUAAAGAACUACAUUUAGUUGUUUUCUGUUGUCCAAUGCAGAAGUCUGUUUCCUAGCCGUGUAAAGCACAUUGCUAGUUAGUCCUCGUAGAGAGCCACUAUCAGGGUCAGUAGAAAUCUACAUGCAUUUUGAUCUUGGAAAAAGCAGAUGAGGGUCGUUCCAGCAAUUCGGUGCCUUUUUGAGAUGUGUAACUUGGUCCAAUUUAAUUUCUUCACUUUAUUUUUACUUUCUGUCAUAAAGAGCACGUAAAACUUAAUUGACACGUUUUCCCAUCUCAGCGUUAAAUAAAAAAUUACUAUAGUAAGUGACAAAAUAAGUUACACGGUUGACUGUCGCAGGGUUGACAAUUUCAUCUUAGAUCAGCCGUGAAUCCCAUAUUGAAAGAUGGAAUGGAAGUUUGUUGUGUGUAACAGGGAGUGGCAAUUAAUUGGCACCUUCACAAGCAUUUUUAAGUUAACAUUUCUAGCCUGUCUAUCUAUGGGUAACAGGGUUGACGUGUUAUGCUUGACUCGCACAGUUUUCUACCACAAAACACCAGAAAAUGGCAAAAGAGUAGAACCAGGUCACCUGCUUUUACACUAUGAUUUGACUAGAUGUUCAUGUUUCUUUUGGAGAAAAACAUAUUUAAAAAGGAAUAGUUUAACUAUAUUAAAAUGAUAGUUUAGUUCACGUAACAGGUUUGACCUUUAAAUUGAGGGACACAUAAAAUCACAAAUAAAAAAUGAUCUUCAGAUAUGACUGUCAAUGCAACAAAUUAACUAGGGCUUUACAAUGAUAGGUUAAAAUAUUCCUCGAAGUCACGGAGGGAUUUUGAAUUUAGGCACUUUAACAAGUCUUCAUUCAUAUAAAGAAUUUGAUUUAUUGAAUUCCCAUGUGGUCUAUAUUAAAAGGCACUUCAUUUAAUAUAACACACUUUUAAAAUUCAAUAUUAGUGCACCAUUUAUACUUUAAAUAUCAAAGGGGUCCAAAAGUUAAUCAUUUCGUGGAACGACCCAUAAAUUCAUCACAUGGUGUCGAUUGGUGCCUCUUGUGGACUAUUUUCUUUCUUUACUAUUUUGCUGUGAAACAAGCAUGUCAGACUAGUUCAGCGGGCACGUACGUUGGCAAUGGAUAGGCUACAGUGGAGGCUGCUCCGUGGAGGAUGACUCAUAAUAAUGGCUGGAACGGUGCGAAUGGAAUCAAACACUUAGAAACCAUGUGUUUUGAUCUAUUUGACACCGUUCCACUCCAGCCAUUAACACGAGCCCGUUCUCCCCAAUUGAGGUGCCACCAACCUCCUGUGCUCAGCUACUAGGAGUCGGCAGUAGGGUUUUGGCAGGGUGUAGUGACUUCAUUCAAACAGUGGGAUGUUUUAUUUUAGAUAGCUAUGGAGCUAGCUAGAGGAUGAACCUGGUACUUGCUACUUCAAAUAAUCUGGUACUGUACUUAGAUAAUAAUACUUGAUACAUGUUGUCAACUAAACUUUGCACUUUGUUUUGUUUCUGGAUUAAUUAAGAAAUCCAUAUUUUACCUACAUACAGAAGCAAAAGGGAACCUAAUAUGGAAAGGUCUGAUGGUCACAUAAGUAAGCCCUUUACAAUUUCAGCUAUACAACCAAUAGAUUUUCCCCCUAAAGAAUGAACUGUCUUCUUGCCAUUUGACUUGUGCAUUAUUAUUAUGUUGUGACAGGAUGAUCAGCUUUCAGAAUCUCUCAAAUGUUGACUAAUUGUAUUAACCUCUAUGGUGAUAAAUUCACACACGAGUUAAACUUUUUUGUUUAAUGCCAUGUAAAUGCCUAUAAGACAUACUUCCGUGCAUGCUGAGAAUAACAACUUUAGGCUUGGUAUAGUCAUUUUAUUUUGUGCACACAACCUAUGGAGUCACACUAAUUUUAUUUUAUUGUUUUGCUUUUGAGGUAGUCAUUUGUGAAACCACUGGUGCGUGGUGUUUUUUGAAGCUGUUUUAGCUUCUUAUUCAGUAUUACAGUAGUUAAUUGUAAUGUGGGUGUACACCUUAGAGAAUGUGUACACCUGGUGGCUCAAAUGGGAAAAUUAAGUGGAAUUGGUUAAAAGGAAGAAGUACGAUAUUCUUUCCACUACAAAUGUUAUAUUUGAAGGUAAACCAUAAUGCAGCCAUUUUAGAAAUAAGGUAUUGCUUUAUUCAUUGGUGACAGUCAAAAGAGUAGUAAACUGGACCCUGUGAGAAUGCAGUGAAUGAAUGACCUUUGACCUUUUUUGCAUACUGUGAACCUGAGCAGCUUAUAGAUGAGUCCUUUCAGUUUGGGCAAGAAAAUGUUGGGCAGAGGGGGCAGCACUCUUGGGUCAUUCCAACUCCUUCCCCCUCACAUACAGUAGAAGUGCCCCUGUUCACUGUAGGACUCUAUUUAUUUUUGGCAUGCUUUUUCUCUUUUUAGAAUGCCUUCUGUAGAUUUCUCCUGGCUCUCCAUACAAAAACCAUAUAGCUUCCAAAUUCCCCUCUGUACUCUGCAUAAAUGUAUAAGUAGAAAAAAAUAACUCAUACAUAAGUGGAACUUGUGCACUUCUUUAGUGUCUCAUUGACGUCUUCCUGCAACAAGGAGUUGAAUACUCUGCUUAGAUAAGAGGACUCAUUUUGGAGAGGAGACAUUGCCUAAGUCACAGAAUGGCCUGUACUGAUAGUCAUUGCUGCUUUUGAUUUUGAUGCGUUUGAUUUUGGUUUGAAGAAAAAAAACAUCCGUUAGAGUUUGAUUUUGAAAGACUGGGAUGCACUUGGGUGGACAGUCUUUUUAUUUAUUUAAAAAAAAUCUGAGCUGGUAUAAAAGACAUGAUGCACCAUAUCUGCUUAUUUAUAAACCAAUGCUGUUUAUUCCAUGAGAGAGCAUAAUUUUUUUUAAUUUUAAGAAGAAAUAUACAAUAUACAACUGUAUAUUUUCCAUCCAGUGUUUGAAAAACUUGAAUUUUAUUUAAACUUGAAAAUGACUUUGCCUUAACUUUUAUAUGAGACAAUGUAGAGUUUAUUUCUUUUCAAACCCCAAAAUGUUACUAAGGGUAACACAUCUAAAUGUUUAGUCAUACCAAACAUCACAGGUCUUACUAGGUCUUAAAGGACAAAUCUAGCAGCAUUCUUUGGGAGGGGUGGGUGUAAAAUUGUAAGAAAAUAAUCUAAUUUGAUUAACCUUGUUUCUACUUCCUAUUUUCAGUUUGUUUUGGGGAAAUAUAAAUCCUGUAAAUGCAAAAUAGUAAAUACUGUAUCAAAUAUGUGCACUUUGAAGUGUGUGCUUUGCUUGUACAAUUGUAAAUAAUCUGAAAAAUAUAGAGGUACCUUAACAUGAUUUAAAAAAUAUAUAUUGAUCUUGUUGAAAUAUUAAUGUGGCUUUUUGAGCUGGAUGUAGGAUAAAAACUAAAUGUUGUGAUUUGAAUUUGGGGGGGGAAAGUAUUCAUUUUUUUUUCUUUUUUUCUAUUCUGGUGUGAAGAAUUGCGUCUCCCUCACUUUGCGACAGGGAAGGUUGUCUGAUUGUAACUUUUUAUAUGUCAUUCUCAUUCCAUGUCCUUGUUGUGUUUUUCAACCCCUGGUAGACAAUGUUUUCUGUUGGCCAGCCUCUUCACUGUGCACAGUGAGAAAAGGGAAGAACCUACCUGUCGUACAAACACAAAUCCUUAAAUGAAAGCACAGUCAGUACUAUUAUCUGACGGACUGUGCUUAUAGCAGUCUGUGUGAUUUAGCCCAUACAAGAAUUCUUUAUCACAGUAAAGCACAUUUUUAAGCACAGGAACAUCAAAUCUUUCACACACAACCAAUUUCAAGUCCAUAGCAGCAUACUGUAUAAUUCCAACAGACAAAAACCUUACAUGUUUGGGGUGAAGGUGAUUUAAGCAUUGUUGAUAUUCUGUUUUGUUUUUCUUUUUUGAAGGUUUGUUUUUCAUGAAGAUGUACGUCAACUGAACUUUCGUAGCCCCCAGCACUAAACUUCACAAAUAAAAAUUCCAUUGGUAGGCUUUUACCAGUGUUUAGACUCAAGUAUAAUAGUGUAGAUAUUUGUACACAUUUCAGCAAGAAAAUUAGUUUUCUGGCACAUACUGUAUAACAUAUACUGUGCAUUGUCUUUUUAUCAGUUGAUCACACAUGUGGACUGCAUUUAUCUGUGCCAUUGAUUUGUUUCAACCUGGCAGUUUUUGACUUGUACUUUAAUUAAACACUUGACAUUAUAUUUGUUACUGAGGAAGUGUAGCUGGUCUGGAAACUAUAACUGGGAAUAAUAAUCUGAUACCACUGACAUUAGACACAGUACUCAUAGCAACCCGCAUCUGAUCUGGCUAAUGAAGUAUAGGUAUGUACAUUUUAAGCUAGUCUAUACUAGUCUAUGCUAGUAGGCCUUUCUAAUGCAAAAUGCUAAUACUUUUGUCUUUGCAGAUUGUUAUCGGGCUGGGCACUGAGUUUGUUUGAGAAAGUGUUUGUUUGCGGGAAGUUAACCAAACACGAAUGCAAAAUUGACUGACGGUUGAAGUAAAGUAAACCAAAGGGUGAUUAGCCAGCCAGGUGUGUGCAGCAUGAUUCUGUUAUUGGUUUCUCUCCUGAAGAUGAUGGCACAGUUUACAGUACGAAAGUGUUUAACUUUUUCUUCUUUUGCGCACACUACUAAAGCCCUGUUGUAAUGUUCGGGCUGUUCUUGUGUUACUGUGCACAGACAGUGUGUCUCAUAUCAAGCGGUCUCGUUCUCCCUGCUCAGUUCGCUUCUUUCUGUUACGUCUCACCAGUUUGAAAGUGCCAUGUAUUUUUUGCAAAGGUUGCAGCUUGUUGUAAAUUUACUGUGUAAAGUGAUGUUAUAAUGCACCAACUGACUGGAAUGAGACUAUCCAAUUGUCUCACUAUCAAAUCACUGUGUUCAAUUAACUCAUUUUUACGCUAACAGCAGUGGACAAUCGAUGACUUGAUGGGGAGAAUAACCUAACGGUAACAUUUGUUCAUCGAGGUUUCUUUGAGGGCUUUUGAUUUUUGUCUUAACUUUUCUUCCAUUUAAGACUGGAAUCAAGUGUACAUGUCAACUAUCGAUAAUUUAAGUUUCUCUUGUGUAAUGAUGUAAAACUGUCUAAUUUGGAGAGAAAAAAAUGUAGCUUAUUGAAAAAUAAAGAUUUAGGCACUGUUAA